Molecule: messenger RNA, 3832 nt
Organism: Danio aesculapii
Lineage: Eukaryota; Metazoa; Chordata; Actinopteri; Cypriniformes; Danionidae
Gene: kif11
Product: kinesin family member 11
Exons: 23
Coding region: 169-3351 (1060 amino acids)
Biological process (GO): microtubule-based movement; mitotic spindle assembly
Cellular component (GO): nucleus; spindle microtubule
Molecular function (GO): plus-end-directed microtubule motor activity; ATP binding; microtubule binding
Source: RefSeq, a predicted model, not a curated record
UCCUCGUCAGAGCUUACGGCAAGUAGAGCGUAUUCAGAUAAACUGCGUUACUGGAGGGAUUUUAAAACUAUUUUGCCAUUUCGUUUGAUCUGCUUUUAAAAAAGACCAGCUAAACGGUUACAUUUAAAGGGCAUUUCAGAUCUGGAGCCCAGAAGACGCUCCUUCAACAUGGCAUCACAAGUACCAGCAGCCAAGAAAGAUGAGAAGGGCAGAAACAUACAAGUGGUUGUACGAUGCAGACCCUUUAACACAGUGGAGCGUAAAUCUGGCUCUCACACGGUUGUUGAGUGUGACCAGAACCGAAAAGAGGUGAUGAUGCGUACUGGAGGUGCCACGGACAAAGCAGCAAGAAAAACAUACACUUUUGAUAUGGUUUUUGGCCCUUCUGCCAAACAAAUUGAAGUUUAUAGGAGUGUGGUUUGCCCCAUAUUAGAUGAAGUUAUCAUGGGCUAUAACUGCACAAUCUUUGCAUAUGGGCAAACUGGAACAGGCAAAACCUUCACAAUGGAAGGUGACCGAUCACCUAAUGAGGAGUUUACUUGGGAAGAGGACCCUCUGGCUGGAAUCAUUCCCAGAACUCUUCAUCAGAUCUUUGAAAAACUGUCCAAUAAUGGCACAGAGUUCUCAGUGAAGGUGUCUCUGCUGGAAAUUUAUAACGAGGAACUGUUUGACCUGCUCAGCCCUGCUCCUGAUGUCACAGAGAGACUACAGCUCUUUGAUGAUCCCAGAAAUAAAAGGGGUGUGACUAUUAAAGGUCUGGAGGAGAUCACAGUACACAAUAAGAAUGAGGUGUAUCAGAUUCUGGAGAGAGGUGCAGCCAAGAGGAAGACUGCCUCCACACUCAUGAAUGCCUAUUCAAGUCGAUCCCACUCUGUGUUUUCUGUGACUAUUCACAUGAAAGAAAUCACACUGGAUGGAGAAGAGCUAGUUAAGAUUGGUAAACUCAACUUGGUGGAUCUUGCAGGUAGUGAGAACAUAGGGCGAUCUGGUGCUGUGGAUAAGCGUGCACGUGAAGCUGGCAACAUCAACCAGUCUCUGCUAACUCUGGGUCGUGUAAUCAAGGCUUUGGUGGAGAGAGGGCCUCACGUGCCCUACAGAGAGUCUAAGCUCACCCGCAUACUGCAGGACUCACUAGGAGGACGCACCAAAACCUCUAUCAUCGCCACUGUGUCUCCUGCCUCCAUCAAUCUGGAGGAAACUCUGAGCACUUUGGACUAUGCUAACAGAGCUAAGAGCAUCAUGAAUAAGCCUGAGGUCAACCAAAAGCUUACCAAGAGAACUCUCAUCAAGGAAUACACAGAGGAGAUUGAGAGAUUGAAGAGAGAUUUGGCUGCCACCCGUGACAAACAUGGAGUGUACCUUUCUGUUGAUAACUAUGAGACUUUGAAUGGUAAAAUUGUGUCUCAGGAAGAGCAGAUUACAGAGUACACUGAGCGGAUUGCUGCAAUGGAGGAGGAGCUCAAAAAGAUUAUGGACCUGUUCACCGAUAAUAAGCAGAAAUUGGAACAGUGCACAGAGGACCUGCAGGACAAAAACCAGAGACUGGAGGAGACUCACAAGGACCUAACAGAGACCAGGCACCGCCUUAAUCAAGAGGAAUUCAUCAGUGCACAGCUUCAAACCAAUGAGUGUCAACUCUAUAACACUGCUGACCAGCUGUUGAGCACUGCUGAGGCCAGCACUCAGGAUGUUGGUGGUCUCCAUGCUAAGCUACAAAGGAAGAAAGAUGUGGAGCUUCAUAACGGGAAGGUCCAGGAAAGCUUCACCCAGUGCAUGGAGAACUGCUACAACAGCAUGCAGACCUCACUGCAGGAUCAGAGCCACAAACAUGCUGCUAUGAUUGACUAUUACCGCUCUUCUGUGGGUGAGCUGCUGAACAUGAAUGGCAAUGUGUUUAAGGAGACUUUGGGUGCUGUGUGCGAGUCUUACAGCAGUAUUAAAGGAGCUGUGGGAGAAGGUGUGGAGCAGUGUAAGGAACAAGUGUUAAAUCAGGAGAAACUCUCUCAGGAUGCUCAGAACAGCAUCCUGGAAAUACUGGAUGAACACAAACGGCACCUAGAGGAGGUUCUGGUUGCCCAGGCGGUGCCAGGUAUCAGGUCUGUCAUGUCCAUGAAUGAUAAUCUGAAGCAAACCCUUCACCGAUACCACACCUUGGCUGAGCAGAUGCAGAGUCUAAAAGCAGACAUGAUGUCAUUUUUUGAUGCGUACACUGAAUCACUGGCCAGUAUGCGAGAGUGCGCUUUGCAGGGUUUUAACUCACUGCGUGCCGAACAUGACAAACUCAAACAACAAAUCAGCCAAGCUGGAAACAGCCAUAAAGCGCGUGUGGCCGAGCUGGUUCAGUGUUUGCAGAACCAAAUGAAUCUGCUGGCGGUGGACACUCAGAAUGACUUUGAGAGUCUUUCACAAGCAGCAUCUGCCCAGAUUCCUCCACUAGAAACAUUACAGAGCUCCAUACAGAGUAAAUGCACCGUGGCUGAGGAGCAAGCCGUGUCUGUUCGCGCUUGUCUGGGUUCCUCUGUUCAUGGAGUUAUUUUGGAGAUGAAUAGUGUGACUGAGGAGGGAGAGAGGGCGCUGGAGGAGUGUGCUGGUUAUUGUGGACACCUGCAGACAUCUCUGGACUCGCUGGCUGAGUCGGGACUCAAGUGGUGUGAUGAAGCUAAAGGCUUGACUGAGUGUAAAGCCCAAGAGCAACUCAAACUCAUCAGACAGACAGACACUGCUGUGCAAGACCUGCUGAAGUCUGUGGAAGAAAAGGGUGAGAAAGCCGUUCAGGACUGUGAGACCCGAUUGGGUCAAAUGCAGCAGGAAAUGGAAGCAACCCUGGGUCGUGUGGAAAUGCAGACCAGCAAAGAUGAAGCUACCUUGCAGGAGCACAGAGAGACCCUGUCCUCCAUCAACACUCAGGCACUGGACACUGUGCACAACUUUAUCAGCUCAGAGCUACGGCAGGAUUUACCAACAGGAACGACCCCUCAGCGCAAAGAGUACACAUACCCACGUGUGCUGAGCAAGCCAAGGAGUAGAGAAGAGCUGGAAGAGGAGUUCAGAUCUCAGCAAGAGCAGCUUCAGUCUGAACUCAAACCAUGUGAGAUCGUCAUGGAGGCGGAGGAGAAACCUCUUGACCAGGACUCUCUGGAGGAUGAAGUCAGUGUUUCUAGUGAUGGAAACAACACUGAACAGUCGUGCUCUGAUGAGAACCUGAUGUGUUAUGAGAAUGGAAGGAUUCCCUUCUUCAAGAAGAAAAGCAAGAAGGAAAAUGGCAGUAAAUCACUGAACCGUUCAAAGGUGGAGAAUGACAGCAUGUUAACGCCACCCCGCUCUAAACUUCCACUCAGAUGUCAGAAUUAACCUAAAUUAUGUUGCCGAUUUUACUCCCUUUGUGUAUUAAUCUUCCAAGUCCCUCUGUCUUAAACGUUGCUUUUUUUAUCCAUGUUUGUCUUUUUAAAACUUCAAUUAGCAAUGUAUUUAUGUUUCAUGUCUGUCCACACAAGUCAGUUCAAUAAUAAGUGUUAUAACUUCAGGGUGAUUUCGUACUGUUACUUUUCCUGUUUCACUAGCAUUUAGGCUCGUUUGUAUUUGUUCAAGGUUUUGUAUGUUUAAUUAAAGACUAAAAAUAAAUGGUCUACUCCAUCUCUCAAGUAAUAAAAUAUUUUUAAAGUAUGUUUCAGUUUUGAAAUGUUUGUAUAAAGUUUUCUAUUACACUUUUAAUUAAAUACAGUUGGUGAUUGUAACACUGGUGCUCUUUGCGUUUUCCUCAAUUUUUAAUUAAAAACAGUUGUUUGCUGGAUGACAUUUGUAUUUGUGCGCAUAAUAAAGAAGUUAAAUGAAA